CUCGUACUUCACUUAUCAUCGCCGAAAUCAACGUCUGCCCUCCGCCCUCCCUCCGGUCUUCUCUCAACUUGCUGUCCGGAUCUUCACCCACGGGACUCGAUCAGCUUCACUGAUUGGCGGCAUUGGCAUCCCUGUCCCCCGGACUGGACCCCUCGCAACACACCCAAAAAACUACUUCCGAUUCCCGAGUUAAAAGAACCAUCGAAUCACCCUCGCCAUGGCCGGAGGUGGAGGCAAUUUCCGUCAUCUUGGCCGCAAGUCGUCACAUCGACAGGCCCUGCUCCGCAACCUCGUCACGUCCCUGAUCGAACAUGAGUCCAUCACCACGACAUGGCCCAAGGCCAAAGAGGCCCAGCGACUGGCCGAGAAACUGAUCACUCUGGGCAAGAAGAACACCGAGUCCAGCCGGAGACGCGCCCUGUCUAUUUUCUAUAACCCCCACCAGAUGCUCCCCAAACUCUUCGGCUCGCUGCGCGAACGCUACGCCGAACGCCCCGGCGGCUACACCCGGGUAUUGCGCGUCGAGCCCAAGAAGGACGACCAGGCGCCCAGCGCCAUCCUGGAACUGGUCGACGGACCCAAGGACAUGCGCUUCGCUAUGACAGCCCGUACGAUCGCCCGACAACGGUCGCAGGGUCUCGAGACCCUCAACGAGUUGACCGCCAUGAACGUGCGCAAGGUGACGCGGUACCGAAAGGAGGGCGUCGAGGACCUGGAACGGGAGAUUGGUCAGUUAGGGCUCGAUGAGAAGAAGGGGCCCAAGCCUGGUAAGAGUGCUGGGGAGAAGCAAUAAAAAGCAAAAACAAGAGAAGGAAUGCUCGUGUGUGUGUGAUUAAAGGUGGCAUGCACGUCUAACGGGCUUCUCCUGGGGUGGAAUCUUAGGAUUGCUUCUCUGCCGAUGGGCGCGGCGGAGGCGAGAGAGUUAUCAUGGCCAGUCCAGGGUUUCCGUCUCGGGUCUCUUUUGCCGGGCGUCCUUGUAUCUAUUUAUCCCUUUGUCUUUUCUGUCCGGUUCUCUGCUUAGUUUACUGCCUGUUCGACUGUCAUGAUCCGUGUAAUUCUAGCUGUCUUGGUGGGCAGAUUGCCAGCCUUUUUGCCCUGCGAAUUGGGGUCGGGGGUUCUCUUCUUAUUCAUACUGUCACUACUUUCAUAUCUCAGAUCUCGCUAGAGGAAAUCGACGCUCUAAUUCGAAACACUAAAGA
Messenger RNA from Aspergillus steynii IBT 23096, 1199 nucleotides. RefSeq names its product mitochondrial 54S ribosomal protein bL17m. The transcript is spliced from 2 exons. Gene Ontology annotation, biological process: translation. NCBI's taxonomy places the organism in Eukaryota, Fungi, Ascomycota, Eurotiomycetes, Eurotiales, Aspergillaceae. Gene Ontology annotation, molecular function: structural constituent of ribosome. The coding region runs from base 218 to 793 and encodes 191 amino acids. The record is from RefSeq and is a predicted model, not a curated record. Gene Ontology annotation, cellular component: ribosome; mitochondrial large ribosomal subunit.